AUGGAGCGACAAGCCAGCAACGCAUCCAGUACUGAGGAGGAUUAUCAGGAGAUAUACGGAGCAGCAAUCCAUGAUCGACUUCGAGAUGGGAUUCGAGUGCUUGCUGAACGCAAGAAACCCACCCGCCACCACCACAGGCUGUUACAUAUCGAGAAUCAAGACCCUGAACUGACAAGAAUCGCAACGACAAUCUCUAAGGACAUUGGAAUCACACCGGAAACCCUUGCCGAUGUUGACCCUCGGCUGGAUCCUGGAAAUGAGGAAUUCGACUUUCGAUUCUGGGCCUCGACCAUCAUCCAGUUGGUCACAGAAGACGGCAUCAAGCGGGCCAAUAUUGGCGUUUGCUUCAAAUCCCUCACGGUCUCCGGGACAGGUUCGAGUCUCGCUCUACAACCAACCGUGGCGAGCCCAUGGCUUGCUCUUAUGCGAUUGCCAAUGCUCGUAGCUAGACGCAAACAAGAACCCAAGGUGAUACUCCAUGCUUUCAAUGGUUGCGUGAGAAGUGGCGAAAUGCUGCUCGUGUUGGGCAGACCUGGCAGUGGAUGUACAACCUUUCUGAAAUCGAUAUCUGGUCAGCUUGGUGGAUUAACAAGAACAUCCGAUUCCAUCGUCAACUAUGAUGGCAUAUCACAAGAUCUUUUUAUCAAGAACUUCAGAGGGAAGGCGGUCUACAACCAAGAGAAUGACGAACACUUCCCGCACUUGACGGUCGGGCAAACAUUGAGUUUUGCCGCACAUGCACAAGCCCCUCAAGCUCGGAUUAGGGGCGUUGAUCGAGAAAUGCAAGCCACCCACGUGGCGGAAGUCAUGCUACGGAUUUUCAGACUCUCUGCUGUUCGAGAUACGAAGGUCGGCAGCGACACCGUACGUGGUGUCAGUGGGGGGGAGAGGAAGCGUGUUAGCAUUGCCGAAAUGGCUCUGGCGCGUUCUCUGUUGGCUGUCUGGGACAACGCAACUCGGGGCCUCGAUUCGGCAACCGCAUUGGAGUUUGUACGCUCCCUACGCACAUUGGCUGAUGUUGCUGGAGUCACCCAGGCUGUUGCUCUAUACCAGGCCAGCCAGGUCAUCUACGAUAUCUUCGACAAGGUGCUGAUACUGUACGAAGGACGACAAAUAUUCUUUGGCCCUGUUGAUUCCGCCCGCGCUUACUUCCAAAAAAUGGGAUGGUACUGUCCUCCUCGACAGACAACUCCAGAUUUUCUGACCUCAGUAACCAAUCCUUCGGAACGGCAACUCCGCCCUGACUGUACAGACAGAGUCCCUCAAACGGCCACCGAGUUUGAGCAAUACUGGCUGGAAUCCGAAGAAUACCACGCCUGCAUGGCAGAGAUUGCUCAGUACGAAGAGGAUACCAAAGGCAACGGCCGCCUCCAGGAACUGCAAGCCGCCCAUCAUGCAGCACAAUCACACCACACUCGAGACUCGUCUCCUUUCCUCAUCUCCGUAUGGAUGCAAAUCCGGCUGUGUAUGAAGAGGUCUUCUCAAUUGCUGUGGAACGACAGAGCAUCCACGGUGACGCUCGCGAUUGGACGAGUUAUACUUGCCCUAAUUGUUGGCAGCAUAUAUUUUGGGCCUCCUGAUACCACAGCGAGCCUCCAGUCCAGAGGCUCGGUGAUUUUUCUCGCCACUUUGAUGAAUGCGUUGAUGGCCGUUACUGAGAUCGGAACUCUGUUCGCCAAAAGGAGUAUUGUCCAGAAGCAGGAUACCUUUGCCUUCUACCAUCCGUUCGCAGAUGCGCUUGCUUCGUUUAUUGUCGACAUCCCCGUCAAAUUUGUCAUCUCGACCUUGUUCAACGUGGUUUACUAUUUCUUGGCCGGUCUCCGCCUCGAGGCUUCGAAUUUCUUCAUCUUUCUGCUGCUCAACUUUGUCUGCACUCUAGUCAUGUCGACUAUAUUUCGCAGCAUCGGCGCUGCCUCAAAACAGCUUCCCCAAGCCUACGCUAUUGCCGGUAUUGGGAUUCUUAUGAUGGUUAUCUACACCGGUUUUACACUUCAAACUGCCUAUAUGCACCCUUGGUUUCGAUGGAUCAACUAUAUCAAUCCAAUCGCCUACAUCUUUGAGGCACUGCUUGUCAAUGAAGUCCAUGGCAGAAACUUCCCUUGCGCUCCACAAAGCAUUGUUCCUCCCUACGCCGUUGGAAACUCUACAUUUGCUUGCGCUGUAAUUGGAGCCAGGCCAGGCCAGAGUAUCGUGUCCGGAGAUUCGUGGGUGCAGUCCGGUUACCAAUAUAGCUACUCACACCUUUGGCGAAAUCUUGGGAUUGCAUUGGCCUACAUGGUCUUCUUUCUUGGCUUCUACCUGGUUGCCACAGAAUUUCGGUCAAGCGUGAAAGCGGAACCACAACGGCUCGUAUUUCGAGACUACAGAACAGCACAGAGUCUGAAUGCAACUGAAGGCGACAUCGAAACAAAGGCAGCCCGCAACCAAGAAACCGCCUCCGCGCAGGUUCAUGGUGUAGAGGAUGCUGAGCCCGACUCGGGAGCGAUGUCUCACAGCAUAGACGAGCAAGUGAGCGAGAAAAGACACGGAAAAACCGGCUCCCUUGCAUGGCAGGAUUUAACAUUGGACAUUUCAGUUCAAGGCAAGCAACGACGCUUACUGGACAACGUCAACGGCUGGGUCGCGCCUGGGACACUCACCUGCUUGAUGGGAGUCUCGGGGGCUGGAAAGACGACAUUACUCGACACGCUCGCACAGCGUCAUAACACAGUCGGGAAAGUUUCGGGCAAGGUCACAGUAGAUGGGUUGCCUCUCAAGCCAUCGUUCCAGCGAAAGACGGGAUAUGUCCAGCAGCAGGAUCUCCAUCUGCCUUCCAGUACAGUCCGCGAAGCCCUACGUUUCUCGGCUCUUUUACGCCAACCUGCAUCAGUGCCACUGGCAGAGAAAUUCGAAUAUGUUGAGAAGGUGAUCGAAGUUCUCAAAAUGGAACACUUCAGCGAUGCAGUGGUUGGUCAACCUGGCGAAGGACUGAACAUUGAACAGAGGAAACUUCUGACAAUCGGAGUCGAGCUUGCAGCCAAACCGUCAAUCCUAUUUCUGGAUGAACCUACCUCUGGCCUAGACUCACAGAGCGCGUGGACAAUCGUAUCAUUGUUGAGGAGACUGGCGGAUAACGGCCAAGCCAUCCUUGCUACCAUCCACCAGCCUUCAGCUAUGCUCUUCCAGCAGUUUGAUUCCAUCCUCCUCCUCGCGAGAGGUGGCCGCACAACAUAUUUCGGACCAAUCGGUACAGAUUGCCAGACACUGACCCGCUUCUUUGAGGGACACGGGGCUAGAGCCUGCGGCGCAGCAGAAAACCCUGCUGAGUAUAUCUUGGAUGUUGUCGGCAAUUCUUCCCACGACUGGCCCGAGCUUUGGAAAGCGAGCCCUGAGUUCACCAACGUCAAGUCCGCCGUCUGCAGGGUGCCGCCAGAAUCCUCCCGCCACGGUGAUGAUGCUGACGACCGGCUACAGUUCGCGGUGUCUUUUGUGAGCCAGUUCCAGUGUGUCACCCAACGGCUCUUUCAGAACUACUGGCGCAAUCCAGGCUACAUCUACGCCAAGUUGCAAUUUGGCCUCCUAUCCUCACUUUUCAUAGGGUUCACUUUUUUCCUGCAAAAUGCUUCGGCUACUGGAUUGCAAAAUGUCAUUUUUGCGAUCUAUAUGCUGAAUGCCACAUUCUCAACAGUGGCCAAUCAGAUCAUGUCGAGAUUCCUCCCACAACGGGCUUUAUUCGAAGUCCGGGAAUCUCCCUCAAAGAUGUACAGCUGGCCUGUCUUCCUGAUGGCCAACAUCCUCGUGGAAAUCCCUUAUCAAAUCAUCCUCUCUGUGGUUGUAUGGGCGUGCUGGUACUUUCCAGUUUUCGGGCUUCACCACGACUCCACAACUCGAACUCUGAUGUGGGCAUUUUGUCUGCAAUUCUUACUCUUCGGAUCGACCUGGGCGCAGAUGCUCAUUUUCACCAUGCCAAGCACCGAGACGGCGGCUGCUCUUUCGACCAUCCUGUUCACGCUGACCCUGCAAUUCAACGGCGUGCUGCAGCCGCCCUCAGCGCUUCCAGGAUUCUGGAUCUUCAUGUAUCGCGUGAGUCCUUUCACCUAUCUAAUCGGCGGGUGGGCUGGAACGGGCUUGGCGAAUAGAGCGGUCGUCUGCGCAAAGAAUGAACUAGCAGUUUUCGAUCCUCCAUCCGGACAAACGUGUGGCCAAUAUCUCUCGGCUUACCUGAAAGGUGGCGCUCCAGGAUCCCUACUCAAUCCUGCCGCAACAGCAAGCUGCGAGUACUGUCCGAUCAGAAGCGCCAACCAAUUCCUCGCGGCCUCGUCGAUUGAACCAUCAGACAAAUAUCGGAAUUUGGGCAUUUUAUUCGCUUACAUUGCUUUCAAUAUUGUUGCUGCAAUCUUUCUAUACUACAUCUUCAGAGUCAGGGGUUUCUCGAUCAAAAGCCUGCGGAAGCUGAAGCCAAAGUCGGAUACCCCCGAGGAAGAAAGAGAGCAUGAAGAAAGAGCUCAUCAGAAGAAAGGCUCUCAAUUGGCGUUUUAUUUCCAUUUGGCGUGGGCGAUUCUGAGAAAUCUUGUUCGGUAG
Messenger RNA from Fonsecaea erecta, 4560 nucleotides. RefSeq lists its product as hypothetical. The coding region runs from base 1 to 4560 and encodes 1519 amino acids. Lineage: Eukaryota; Fungi; Ascomycota; Eurotiomycetes; Chaetothyriales; Herpotrichiellaceae. The transcript is spliced from 2 exons. Gene Ontology annotation, biological process: transmembrane transport. Gene Ontology annotation, cellular component: membrane. The record is from RefSeq and is a predicted model, not a curated record. Gene Ontology annotation, molecular function: ABC-type transporter activity; ATP binding; ATP hydrolysis activity.